AACAAAUUCUUUUUGGCAGAAAAAAGAAAGAAAAACCGCUGGCGAGAAAAAACAACCAGACAGGCAACAGAGUCUUACGGAGUCGGAGAUCCGAAGUGUGGAGGGUCGUAAGAAGCUUCGAAUCUCCGGCGCUGUCUUCUCUUCUCUUCUCUUUUCCCCCAUCCCAAAACCCCUCAGCUCGUUUUCGACCACAUCAUCGUUUUCUCUUUCUUUUCGAUUCAAUCUAACAGAUGAAGCACCAGAGUUCUAUUUGGGCAGUCCUCCUACUCAUAUUGCUCAUCGCCGGCUUUGUCAGCUCAAACGGCGACGUUUCUAGCUCGGAAAGCAGGGAGUUGCAGAUUCUGGGUGAUUAUAACGUUUUGAACUCAGAGUGCAAGGCGUUGCAGCUUCUGGUUUUGCAUCAGAAACCGAACGGCGAGGUCUUGAACUGGGAGAGCAGGGCGUUGCAGCCUCUGGGUUCGCAUCAGAAUCAGCUCGAAGUCUUCUCUCGCUCUCCCAGCCGAAGACUUCAUUCCCAUACACCUGAGCCGACUGCAUUAGUUGCUACACUGGAUGGGAGAAUACAUUUGGUGGAGAGUAAUUCGAUGAGAGUACUAUGGUCGCUUGCUUCAGGGCCGCCACUUUACACCUCUUAUCAGGCUCAAGACAGUACUUCUGGUUCAAAAAAUAGUCGCUACUUCAUCGAUUGUGGUGAUGACUGGAACUUGUAUCUGCACAGAGGGCACUUUGGUCGAGAGAAACUUCCGUACACUAUUGAUGAAUAUGUUGGUAGUACACCUCACUCAGAGGAUGAUGGAUCAAUUACAGUUGGGUCUAAGAAGAACACUGUGUUUGAGGUUGAUCUUUUGACAGGGGAGCUGAUUCGCCCAUACGCUCUACCCAAUUCUCCAUCCACUUUGAAGAGUAAUGAAAAACAGAGAGUUUUAUCCAAUAAUAAUAUUAGAUAUAAUAAGGAGUUGGUCAAGCCUAGCUCGAUAAACCGAAAUGCUGCUCAGCAGCGACUACUUAUCUCCAGGAUAGAUUAUUCCUUGCAGUCAUUUGUUCCGUAUUCAGACCAGGUCUCAUGGAAUAUGACAGUUGGUGAAAUUUGGGCUGCUUUACUUUGUCCUGAUAAUGAGAAUCCACUUGGUGGUGCCCCUUUGAAUUCAAAAAAUGUGCUUGGUUCUGAAACUGGCAGUGACAUUGCACCACCAUUAUCAUGUCAAUCAAAAAAAUUUAUCUUCCCCCAGAGAAAUCAUACGCUGUUAGAAUUAGUUGGACCUGGAAGAAAAUUAAAGGAUCAAGAGACAGACACCAUGGUUCAAAAGCCUGCUUCAAGUCUGAUGGUUCCUUCAAAGCCUGAGGUUGACAAUAAAUUUUUUGAUGGAUCAACAGCAUUGACUCUCACUUUUUUGUUUGUGAUGCUUAUGGGCUUUGUUGUGUACCACUGUGCUUCUGUGGUUAAAGGGCAAGUUUGGUUGCAUGAUCAACGCAGCAAUUCUGAUUCAAAAACUGCACCUUCCAAGAAGAAGAAAAGUCGUAAAUCAGAAAAGAAUAGUGGCAUUAUAUCAUCUCAAGAUGAAGAAGCUUUAACACACACUGAAAGUGAUAACAAGACACGCUCGUUCCUUAAUAAACUCUUUGAUUGUGGUACUAAUGGUCGCAGGAUUGGUAAACUACUUAUAUCAAAUAAAGAAAUUUCUAAGGGUAGCAACGGUACUAUUGUCCUAGAGGGAGUUUAUGAAGGUCGACCUGUUGCUGUAAAACGCCUUGUAUUAGCUCAUCAUGAUGUGGCUUUUAAAGAAAUUCAGAAUCUUAUUGCGUCUGACCGACAUCCAAACAUAGUACGAUGGUAUGGAGUCGAAUAUGAUCAAGAUUUUGUUUAUAUCGCUCUGGAGCGUUGUAUUUGCAACUUGGAUGAUUUGAUACAAAUUUGCUCAGAUUCCUCUAAAAAUCCAAUAGUUGGAGAGGAAGAUGCAAAACGAGUUCUGAAUGGAAAUGAAGUUCACUUGGAGUCAGUGAAGAAUAUUAUGUCAGAUGUUAAUUUGUGGAAAACAGAUGGCUUCCUGUCACCUCUAUUAUUGAGAUUGCUGAGGGAUGUGGUUUCUGGGCUUGUGCAUUUGCAUGAAUUGGGAAUCAUUCAUCGCGACUUAAAGCCUCAAAAUGUUUUGUUAAUUAAGGAAAGAUUCUUGUGUGCAAAGCUUUCUGAUAUGGGCAUUAGCAAGCGCCUUAUUGGGGACAUGUCUUCUUUGGGUCAUCAUGCUACUGGCUCUGGCAGUUCUGGUUGGCAAGCGCCUGAACAGCUUCUUCAUGGGCGGCAAACACGUGCAGUGGAUUUGUUUAGUUUAGGUUGUGUAAUAUUCUUUUGCAUCACUGGUGGUAGACAUCCAUUUGGGGAUCACCUUGAACGUGACAUAAAUAUUGUGAAGAACAAAGUGGAUCUCUUCUUGGUGGAGUAUAUUCCUGAAGCUGUGGAUCUUAUAUCUCGUUUGUUAAACCGUGACCCAGAGUUGAGGCCAAAGGCAUUGGAGGUGCUGCAUCAUCCUCUUUUCUGGAGCUCAGAGAUGAGACUUUCAUUUCUUCGUGACACUAGUGACAGGGUAGAACUUGAAGAUAGAGAGGCUAACUCUGGUCUUUUGAAAGCCCUAGAAAGUAUUGCACCCAUGGCUUUGGGUGGGAAAUGGGAUGAAAAGAUGGAACCUGCAUUUCUGACUAACAUUGGCCAUUACAGGCGUUAUAAGUUUGACAGUGUUCGAGACUUAUUGCGAGUCAUUCGAAACAAAUCGAAUCACUAUAGAGAACUUCCAACCCAAAUUCAGAAACUUGUCGGACCAGUUCCCGAAGGAUUUGAUUCCUACUUUGCAAGUCGGUUUCCGAGACUUCUGAUUGAAGCAUACAAAGUUGUGUGCACACAUUGUAGAGGAGAGGAAUGCUUUGAGAAGUAUUUCAAAAGCAAUGCAGAGGGCCUCUAAUUGCUUAUGAUGUAUGGUGAAAAUUCACUGCUGUAGGUGAUUUUUUUGGGCCUCAAUGGUUUAUAUGUGUAAUGUAGCUGUAAAUAAUAACAAUGUAUAGAAUUCCUCUUAUAAUAAAUCAGUCUUUUAUCUGGCUUC
Messenger RNA from Prunus dulcis (almond), 3089 nucleotides. Its product is annotated as serine/threonine-protein kinase/endoribonuclease IRE1a-like. Lineage: Eukaryota; Viridiplantae; Streptophyta; Magnoliopsida; Rosales; Rosaceae. Gene Ontology annotation, biological process: mRNA processing; intrinsic apoptotic signaling pathway in response to endoplasmic reticulum stress; IRE1-mediated unfolded protein response. Bases 231 to 2951 code for a protein of 906 amino acids. Gene Ontology annotation, molecular function: ATP binding; protein serine/threonine kinase activity; RNA endonuclease activity. The record is from RefSeq and is a predicted model, not a curated record. Gene Ontology annotation, cellular component: IRE1-TRAF2-ASK1 complex. The transcript has 7 exons.